This is a messenger RNA of Delphinapterus leucas (beluga whale), 2851 nucleotides long. It is a transcript of the gene PTPN7, whose product is annotated as protein tyrosine phosphatase non-receptor type 7. The record is from RefSeq and is a predicted model, not a curated record. Gene Ontology annotation, cellular component: cell junction; plasma membrane; cytosol. Gene Ontology annotation, biological process: protein dephosphorylation; signal transduction. Gene Ontology annotation, molecular function: protein tyrosine phosphatase activity; protein kinase binding. NCBI's taxonomy places the organism in Eukaryota, Metazoa, Chordata, Mammalia, Artiodactyla, Monodontidae.
GAUGCCCCUGGGGCUGCAAGUGCCAGCAGCCUGCACGCCCGGGGCCCUGGCUGGCUCCAAGGCUGCAGGAGGCCUCCACUUUCUCGUCCAGAGGAGGCCCCCAUACACCCAGAAAGGGCUGCCGCCUCCUGGGUGCCCCUGCAGAGAUCCUGGUCUUCCCAGGGUGAAAACACCGCCUCUUCCUGGGGAACGGAAGACACCCCAGUGAAAACAGAGGUGCCAGAGAGCAGAAAGCCGGCCUGGGCCUGGGAGCCUCCUCUGGCCGGCCCGGCAGCUCAGAGGUCAAAGGUCAUGGCCCAGUGAGCCUCCCCUGGGCCCAGCCCCCACCCACCCACCCACCCCCACCCCGAGCAUGGUCCAGGCCCACAGGGGGCACUCCAGAGCACAGCCACCGGCCACCCUUCCCCUGAGGGCAGCCAUGACCCAGCUUCCACCUGACCAGGCGCCAGCCAAGAAGCACGUGCGCCUGCAGGAGAGGCGCGGCUCCAAUGUGGCUCUGAUGCUGGAUGUGCGGUCCCUGGGGACCGUGGAGCCCAUCUGCUCGGUGCGCACGCCCCAGGAGGUCACCCUGCACUUUCUGCGCACAGCCGGGCGCCCCCUCACCCGCAGGGCCCUGCAGCACCAGCCACCCAGCCCCAAGCAGCUGGAAGAGGAAUUCUUGAAGAUCCCCUCAAACUUUGUCAGCCCUGAAGACCUGGAUAUUCCUGGCCAUGCCUCCAAGGACCGAUACAAGACCAUCUUGCCAAACCCCCAGAGCCGCGUCUGUCUGGGCCGGGCGCAGAGCCGGGAGGACGGAGAUUAUAUCAACGCCAACUACAUCCGGGGAUACGGUGGGAAGGACAAGGCCUACAUCGCCACCCAGGGCCCUAUGCCCAACACCGUGUCAGACUUCUGGGAGAUGGUGUGGCAGGAGGAGACAUCCCUCAUCGUCAUGCUGACACAGCUCCGAGAGGGCAAGGAGAAGUGUGUCCACUACUGGCCCACGGAGGAGGAGACCUACGGGCCCUUCCGCAUCCAGGUCCAGGACGUGAGAGAGCGCCCGGAGUACGCCGUGAGGCAGCUUACCAUCCAGCACCAGGAAGAGCGCAGGUCAGUGAAGCACAUCCUCUUCUCGGCCUGGCCUGACCACCAGACCCCAGAGUCGGCUGGGCCCCUGCUGCGCCUGGUGGCCGAGGUGGAGGACAGCCCAGAGACAGCUGCCAACACUGGGCCCAUCGUGGUCCACUGCAGCGCAGGGAUCGGCCGGACUGGCUGCUUCAUCGCCACCCGCAUCGGCUGCCAACAGCUGAAGGCCCUAGGGGAAGUGGACAUUCUGGGCAUUGUGUGCCAGCUGCGGCUGGACAGGGGGGGCAUGAUCCAGACCGCGGAGCAGUACGAAUUCCUGCACCACACCUUGGCCUUGUAUGCCGCCCAGCUGCCAGAGGAGCCCAGCCCCUGACCCUGGCACCCUCCCCCGCGCAGGGCCGCCUCCCUGGGCCUGGGAAGAGGCCCCCCAUGUCCCUCUGAGCUUAAAGCUGGCGGCUGACCUUUACAAGAGCUGGGAAAGAGGCCCAGGCAUCCUGGUCCCUGCAACGCCGCGUGAGCCUCAGUCUCCUCCUCGGACAUGGACAUCAGGUGCUUUACUGCCACCGGGGGAGAACCACCAGAGGAGCACCUAGAAGCCACUCCAGCUGCACCCCCUUCCUGGGGCUGGCAAGAGAGUGACCCCAAGAUCACCCCCCACCCUGGCCCAGCCCGAGAACAGGCCGAUGACCUGAGCUGGGAAAAGCCUGGUGCUACCUGGGCCAAGUCUUCAGCAUCCUAGCAGGGACUCUGCCUCUUCACCCACAUCCGUGAGGCUGGACACCCCCCAAAGACAGCAGGGACCAGACUGCCCCUGUGCCCACACGAGUGUCCGGGGAGCAGGCUAUGGAGCUGACCUGGUGGGACAGUUGAACUCUCUAGAAGAGGGAAAGUGUGUGGACCCCUUGGAGGCCCAGACGGCUGCCCCUGCCUCCGUAACUGCCGGCCACCCACCCCAGCUACUCUCCAGGGAGGCCCAGCAUCUUCUGCCUGCCUUCGCACCCCAGAAGGGACUCCGAGUACCCAGGGAGGACACAAGAGACGAGCAGGGAGCCGAGGGCACUGCCUGACUUUAGACAAGCAGCCCCGCCAUGGCCUCCUCCCUGCAGAGCACACCUGGACGGCUGGCUGUUGCCAUGAGCGACCCGGGUUAAAGCACCUACGUGGACCCAGGGGCUCAGGCUGAACCCGGACCCCCCGUAGUCUACCCCGGAGAGCUAACUCCCUUCCGCACCUCACACCCACACGAUGUCCAGGGCCCCCCAGCUCUAUGUCAGGGCUGACCACCACACCCCAGGGAGGCGUCCAAAUCCUUCAUCCUUGAAUCCGAGAUGGGCUGCCCAUGGGGUGAAGGCAGGCACCAUCCUUCCAGGUGUUUGGCCCCUGGGGGCUGCCUUUGCCGGGGCCAGUUCUCCGAGGAACCCCCCAAGGAGCUGGGUCCCGGAGAACAGCUGGCCUUUCCCUCAGACAGCGGUUUUGGAAAACAUGCAGCGUUGGAACCGAGGAUGACUUCCUCAUGCUUCUGCUGGUCUCCUCCUUCCUCACCGCCUGGGAAUGGGCUCACACCCUCCUGGAGCUUUCCUGCCCUAUGAGAGGCACUCCCGGGGCCCGGGGCGCUGGGUGCUGGGCCGUCAGGCGCCUGGUCCUCCCUGAGCUCAGACCCCACAGGAGGAAAGCCACCGCACAGGUGGCAGGCUCCCCUCCCUGGGUGCUGUUACCCCAACCCUGUCCCAGAGCUUGAGGACAGGCUCUGAAGAGUGACCAGGUGGGAAAAUAAAGAUUUCGCGGA